This is a messenger RNA of Cryphonectria parasitica EP155, 1704 nucleotides long. RefSeq lists its product as uncharacterized. Lineage: Eukaryota; Fungi; Ascomycota; Sordariomycetes; Diaporthales; Cryphonectriaceae. The transcript has a single exon. The coding region runs from base 1 to 1704 and encodes 567 amino acids. The record is from RefSeq and is a predicted model, not a curated record.
AUGGCUGCCAUGUCCACCGCCCAGACGGCCACCACCCUCACUCCGCCCAGCAGUUCCCACGGCGAUGCGAAUGGAUUUCGAUGGGAUUUCGCCACAGAUCCAGCUGGUAGACCUGAUGUGAGUUUUCCUCUUGGUCUAGGCCAACUGCAUGAGCAUGACGACGGCUCGACAAGCUUGAAAAGGGGAAAGGCUAACGUGUGCGUCCGUGUCCAAUUUCUGCAGGAACGACACUACGAAGAGAAGGCAUCGCUCAAGGGCACCGGGCCAAAUGGAAAUACCAGGCCAACUCUUGCCGCGCAGAAUGGCAACUCGGCCUCCUUCGGCUCGGCCAUGUCAGUUAAGACAGCAAAUGGCGAGGAGGCGGUGAACAGGCAGUUCUCACACGCGCACAGCAACGAGGACACCCCCGACACCAUGGCCGACGGCCCGAUGGACUAUGACGAUGACGACGACGACCGCUACGUGAGGACCGCCGAUGGAUAUGUAUACUCGAGCAAGCGGCCCAACAACGGUAUGGAGUGGUCCGACGAGGACUCGAAGUGGAUCCACCGGGACAAGCUCGUCAAGAUCGAGAACGAGGAGCUCCAGGCUGCCGGCAUCAUCCUUCCCCCACCGCGGUCCAGAAGUAAAGGGCCAAGGAGGGACAGGAGCCAGAGUAGCCACAGGAAGAUGGGCAACGAUGGCACCACGAGAAGUAGGAAGAAUUCGUCGCACGUGUUUGAGUCGGGCAUGAACGAGGAGAGCGGCGAUGGCGAUGCACCAUCCAGGCCGAUGACUGGCUCGAGGAUACCCGUGCCGAAGAAGAGCCCAGCGUUUGCACACUCGAGGGAGAAUAGCGUUGAGGAACAUGACAAGGACAAGCGGCCCGAUGGCACCACUAGCACGCGGUCGAGGUCGAACAGUACCACCCUCAAGGGCUUGGAGCCCUCGCCGACGUUCAAGUCUACCCCGCCCAAAAAAGCAGCCACUGAGCCGCCAACCAAGAAGACGACACCAGCCGGUGGGGCUCGGAAGCCGUCCGGUCCAUCGAAGAGCAUCCCGCCCGAGGCACGCGGCAGGCCGAAGCCGAAAGGCAAGAAUGGAGCCAACGGUAGCAACGGGCGGCCAAACACCAGGUCCGGCGAGCGUGAAUUAUCCGUCAGCUCGUCAGGCCCCAAGCAGAUGGAAGGCGAGCCGCCAUGGAUGGUCUCGGCGUACAAGCCCGAUCCCCGGCUGCCACCAGAUCAGCAAUUGCUACCCACCGUGGCAAAGAGACUGGCGCAGGAGAAGUGGGAGCAGGAAGGCAAGUUUGGGAACGUCUACGACAAGGACUUCAGACCUCUCACAGAUGAGGGCUUCCUCGCACCCCCGCUUGCAUCCUCAUCGCCUGCGAUACAGCCGACUUCGUCCACCGAUAACAUCGUCGAGCAACAAGUUGAAAAGCCGGACGAGUGGCCGCUGCGAUCAGCCGAUGCCCCCAAGAGCCCUGCGUCUAUCGGAAGGUCAAGCACGUACUCGACCAUGCCCAGGAUUCAGGACAAGCCGCCAUCACAUAGCCCGCUGGCGAGUCCAAGGGAACCGCAGCAGCCUCUGCCUUCACAGCCGACACAACAGCCUGCGCCGUCGAAGCCAACGCAGAUCACUAGGGUGCCGGACGUGGAGAAGGCCGAGGAAGGGACCGAGGCAGAGAAGAAGGGAGGCUGUGGAUGCUGCAUCGUGAUGUGA